Neltuma alba is the source of this 1982-nucleotide messenger RNA. Its product is annotated as pseudouridine kinase. The record is from RefSeq and is a predicted model, not a curated record. The transcript is spliced from 10 exons. Gene Ontology annotation, cellular component: cytoplasm. Bases 320 to 1486 code for a protein of 388 amino acids. Gene Ontology annotation, molecular function: pseudouridylate synthase activity; hydrolase activity, acting on glycosyl bonds; kinase activity. Lineage: Eukaryota; Viridiplantae; Streptophyta; Magnoliopsida; Fabales; Fabaceae.
UAAGAGUUGACUCGUUUAUUGCUACCAAGUUCUGCUUCUUACUGGCCAGUUCCUCCAUUGGUGUGCUGAUCCAGUUCCGCGUUUGGUUCCCUUCUCAUCCUUAGGAAGAAGAUGGAGUUUUAUUUUAUACAGCAUGAGAGGGUUAAAUUGGUCACUAUCUAAAUGAAAAAUCCUCCAAACUGCAAAAGUAAGGACAUUUUGCCUCCGUUGGUUUUCUGGAUGACGCUCUCCAUUCGCUGGUCUCCUUUUCUCGGUAUUGAUUAACAGCUUCUAUAAUCUCUACUUCUUGUUUUUUAAGUUGUGGGUAAGAGGUAGGCAAAUGGAACAUCGUGGCGCAGAGGCAGUAAUAAUUGGGGGCAUGGUGUUGGAUAUUCAUGCCACCCCUUCUAUGCCUGCAAACCCAAGGACUACCACUCCUGGCAGGGUCCGUUAUGUCCUGGGAGGCGUAGCAAGGAAUGUGGCAGAAUGCAUGUCAAAGCUAGGAGCAAAGCCAUACAUGAUUAGUGCUAUAGGGCUUGACAUGGCAGGAAAUCUUUUGUUGGAACAGUGGAAGUCUGCUGGACUCUCUAUAGAAGGUAUUUUGAAGAACAGUAACAUUGAGACUCCCGUUGUUUGCAAUAUAUUUGAUGCUAAUGGUGAAGUGGCAGCGGGUGUUGCUAGUGUGGAAGCUAUUGACAAAUAUUUGACGCCAGACUGGAUCUUGCACUUCGAGAGCACCAUACGUCCGGCUCCAUUGUUGUUCGUUGAUGCGAAUCUGAAUUUUCCUUCUCUACAAGCGUCUAGCAAAAUAGCAGCGGAUUCAGGGUGUCCUGUCUGGUUUGAGCCAGUGUCAGUCACCAAAUCCAAAAGAAUUACUUCAAUUGUCAAGCAUGUGACUUAUACUUCUCCUAAUGAAGAUGAACUCAUUGCCAUGGCAAAUGCUUUAUUGGGUGCUGAUGUGUUUUCUCCUCUUGAAGCCAAUCAUAACCUGUCAACAGUAUCUUUGUUUCAUAUGCUGAAACCAGCAAUCUGGGUUCUGCUAGAGAAAGGCAUUAAAGUGGUUGUUUUGACCCUUGGCUCACAAGGGUUGAUCUUAUGCAGUAAAGGAGGGCCCAAACACAUUAAAAGUCCUCUGAAUAAAACCACACAAAGUGGGUCUGGUGAAAAGUUAUACAAGACCAUCAUGCAGAAGUGUCCACCAAAUUCGUGUUUUGAUGUCUCAGAGCCCAAUAGAAGCUCUCGUCUUUCUGCUGUUCAUUUUCCUUCACUUCCUGCAUCAGUAGUGAGGCUUACUGGUGCGGGUGAUUGUUUAGUUGGUGGAACACUCGCAUCACUUUGUGCGGGAUUAGAUAUUAUGCAGAGUAUUUCUGUAGGCAUUGCGGUUGCUAAAGCUGCUGUUGAGGUUGAGGCUAACGUCCCUUCUGUUAUCAGUCUGGCUGCUAUAGCACAUGAUGCCAAAACUGCAUACUCUGGCGCCAAAGUUCUCUUCCACCAGUCGAUGCUGUAAAUUCUGAACGAGGACCUUGUGUUAGUUCAAUGGUAAUUCGGGAGCUCAGGAACAAUGAGGAAGCUUUAAACUAAUCAAAUCGUGCCUUGAAGCCAGGAUAUGUCUUGAAUGGAGGAGACGAGGAAGAAGAAAGAUUCUCUUACAGGGCCCAACCAGAAGAGAGACUUGAAGCCUGCUAGAUUGCUAUGGCACGGUGGAGAAUGGGCAUCUGCACGAGAAUUUUUGUGAAGAACUUAUCAUGUCCACCUGCUUCCUUCCCAAGUGAAAGGUUUGGACCAUAUGAAGAGAACAGGAUUUUUGAGCCUUCUGCUGAUAGGAAUUUGUAAGAAUAAUGUGACCUUAGACUGGUCAGGUAGAACUAUGGUCCAUGCAAGACUGAAAAAUGGACACCUGAAGUUGGAUUUCCAUUGUGCUUACGAUACAGGAACGUACUGCUUGAUUUGCGGCACACCUUGUAAUUUUGCUCUUUUCCUUUAUUUUACUUUCAGAGUACCAG